UCUCACCAUAGACAACAUGUUUUGACAAAGUCUCAGUCGAGAUAAAAAUGACGAGCCGUACGAUUUACUAAAAUUUUACAAAAUAAUAGUGUUUUAUCAGUAUGACUGUGUGGCGAAUUAUCGAAGAUGAAAACUGCUAUGCCGUCGCCAUAUACAAUUACAACGGGCCGUCCCCCCACCUCCCCCUGGAAGUUGGUGAGCUGGUCCACUGCGAGAGAGAGACAGAGCACUGGUAUUGGGGUCGCAGUCUACGGAGAGACGGUGUGGGCGCUUUCCCGAAGAACUAUGUGCAGUUGAGAGAGUGUGAAGUCGAGAGAGUCGGCGAUACAGUGGUUGCCUCCGCAGGGGGUUCAGGCGUGGUUCACGACAUUGCCCUCACAUUGAGAGAUUGGCUGCAGCAUUGGAAGAAACUUUACACCACAUGCGAUGACCGCUUCAAGUUCAUGGAAGUGAGCAUGCGCGCGCUGCUCGAGCUGCGAGCGCAGGCCGCGUCGGGCGCCCUUCCUCUGGACCAGCUGCGGCGCGUCGCCAGGACCGCCAUCUUCACUAUAGACAAGGGCAAUAGAGCACUGGAUAUGGAGCUGGCGGUGAGAAACGCCAACGGGCAACUAGUCAACCCUCUACAUAUGUCCACAUACAAACUAAACGCGUUACACGACGAAACUAACGCCAAGAUUGACAAAAAUAUGGAAACCACACCAGCGACACCAACCCCCACCACCCACCCUUCAGCACGCUCCUACACCGUAGCUGUCAAAGUACACAACUUCGUCUGUCGCAUGACAGAUUCAGCAGAACUACUACUAUCUCUACAUGAUUCUAGUGGAAACAAGCUGACUGAACAUUUGAUGAUGAGAUGGCCUAGUCCGAACAUGUCUACUGGACAAGUCGUUUUCACCGACCUCGGCAGUGAGAUAAAGCGAGAGAAAACAUUUCUAGUCUGUCACGUGGUUCGGAUAGGUUCCAUGGCUUCAGAAAACGUGGACUACAGACGAUCUAUGGCCGGUGUGCCCCCCCCUCCCAGUUCGGGGGGUGGUCUGCGGCGACCGUUCGGUGUGGCCGCCGCCGACGUCACGAGGCUGCUGGCCGACCACUCGCAUUCCCCCGACCGACACAUACAGGCACCUUUUUACGCAUGUGAGAAAGAAACGAUGGACACGUUACUCAAGAAAGUGAUAACGAACCGUGAGCUAAAGGAAACGAAACACCAACAGGGGCUUUGGGUUUCCAUACAACUCGUCGAUGGGGAUUUAAAACAGGUCCGGGAAGAGAACCCGCACAUCCUGGUCAGCAACACCGCCAUCGCCCGCAAGAUGGGCUUCCCCGAAGUCAUUCGGCCCGGGGACACCCGCAACGACCUCUACGUUACGUUAUGCAGUGGAAGUUUCUCAAGAGGGGGCGUCAAGAAUUCUGAGAGAAAUAUAGAGCUUUGUGCGAGGAUUGUGGACAAGAACGGGCAGAUUGUACCUGGAGUAAUAUCAGUAGGUGCUGGCGUCCCAAAAGUAAACGAGUACACGUCGGUAGUCUACUACCACGAAGAUAGACCACGAUGGCAGGAAACGUUCAAGGUCUGUCUCGGCAUAGAAGAGUUUAAAGAAGCCCAUCUAGUAUUCCUCUGCCGGCAUCGCAGCUCCAACGAAGCGAAGGACCGAGCGGAGAAACAUUUCGCGUUGUCGUUCUUGAAGCUCAUGCAGCGAGAGGGAACCACGACGCCGGACAAACAUCAUACGCUUUGUGUUUAUAAGAUCGACAGCAAGAAAGCGAGCACAGAAGACAUAGAAUCCGAAGCGGCCGCCGCGUGCCUCGCGCUCCCCUCCCGCCGCGACGAGCUGCCCGCGCAGGCCGAGCGCGGUCUGGUCAGAGGGCCGCUGUGUCUCGUGCACAGAGACUCGCUCGUUGUACACUCCAAGCUGUGCUCUACUAAACUGACGCAACGAGAGGAGAUCCUAGGCGUGCUAAAGUGGAGUACACACCACGCGGAAGGCACGCUCCGACAAGCGCUGACAAGACUCAUGCACGUGCCGAGCGAGGAAUUAGUCAAGUUCCUGCAGGAUAUACUGGAUGCGUUGUUUAGUAUAUUGACACAGGUCCCAGAAGAGCAAGAAAGCUACACAGAAAACAGCUACGGCGUGUUAGUGUUAGAAAGUCUGAUGCGGGUUGUAUCUUUAGUGGCUGACCACAAAUACCAACACUUUCAGCCCGUCCUGUACGCGUAUAUUGAUGAUAGCUUCUGUGACGCAUUGGCUUAUGAAAAACUGAUUUCCGUAAUAGUCUGGGUGAUCACCUCAGCAGAGCAAGGAGAGCUAGCGUUAAAGAGGCUGCUUCAAUGUAUGAAAUGCCUAGAAUGUUUGAUUCGCUUCAUCGUUCGGAGUCGACAGUUAAGGAGCGCGCUCGGCGAUCCACAAGCUCACGAGGACUUCAGGUUUCAAUUUGAGAGUCUGAUGGAGGCGCUAGUAUGGCUGAUGCGGUGUGGGGACUACGCCCUAACAUGUCAAGGUUCCGCGCUUAAGUACCUACCGCACGCCGUGCCACAUGCCAUUAAAGUGUUCCCGCAGACUGAGCUCAGUGCGCUCGUAGUCCGUGCGCUGGACGCGCUUCCCCUCUCGCGACUGGGCAAGCAGCGCGUGCUGGCGCUGCUGGAGCUGCUGCGCGGCGCGCUGGCCCGCGCGCCCGCCGCGCGCGCGCUGCUCGCGCCGCACGUCGCCGGCACCGUCAGACAUCUGCUCAUGGAGAAGGCGGAGUUGGACCGCGAGGCGGCGCACAAGUCUCGCUCCGUGGACAAGGCGGCCCGGCUGCUCGGCGCGGACUCGUCGCGGCUACACGACCCUACGCAGCAUCAGCAAAUCGUGGAGCUAUGCGUGGAAACAAUAGGCGAGCUAGUCACAUUGCUAGCCAGAGACGACGUAGGCCCCGUAGAGGCCGACAGAGGGGAGCUGGCGAAACUCCUGUUGCCCACCGUACUCCGAGUAGCCGCUAACAUGAUGAGGGAUGACAGGAAUAACGAUGAUCCUUUGUUGCGUCGCAUCGUCAGCAUCCUGCUAGACAUAGUGCGUCAAAUGUCGGAAGAACAAUACGCGCUAGUCGUGAAAGCAUUGGAGCAAGAAACCGGUGGCUCCGCUAGUUUAGUGGUGGACGCGCUAGCGUUGCUGCAAGCGCUGCUGCAGCGGCCGGUGUUCCGCGCGCAUUGGGCGGACAUGCUGCAUGUGCAGCAUUACGUCAUGCUGCAUGCUCUAAGGCUUAUCUCUAUAACGCUCUGCAGCCGCCUCCAAUCCAUCGACGAAACCGAUACAGAAGGCAUCGCUGCCAUCCAUUCAAUGUGCCGCUCGUGGUUCAACACUUGCGCGUCUUUGGCCUCAUCACAACCACUGCAGUUAGAAACAAUGCGAGCAGCAAGACGAGCGAGGGCCGCAGCGGUGUGUGGAGAUGUCAGAAGAGCUGCUGCGACGCUAUUGAGAGAUCUCUGGUUUGCUCUGGGUGAGCACAAGCGCGCCUUCAUCCCGUGUCUGGUCGGUCCGUUCCUCGAGGUCAGCUUCCUUGGUGACGAAGAGGUGCGGAUUACUACCAUCCCCCUGUUCUUUGAUAUGAUGCAGACAGAGUACAACCAUAGUGUCAGCACUGGGGAUAGCUCGGAAAGCCCUCUAAAAGACUUAGAAAGCGAGCUAAUAGAUAAAAUCGACGUGCUAGUGGAGCGCGGCAGCGGCGACGUGGCGUGGCGCGCGCGGUUCGUGUCGCUGUGCGGCGCGCUGUGCAAGGCGGCCGCGGGCGGCUUACGUGCUGCCGCCGCUGCACUGGUCGCGGCGGCGGCGCGGCAACUUGACACGCUCCUGCAGUACAGAGCGGCGGCUCUUAAAUCAGCGAUAUCACAUAGAAUGCUUCUCACAACCAAAGUACUACAUUUCUACGAACAAAUCGAGAGGCCACAUAUGUAUAUACGCUACGUGCACAAACUUUGCGACAUGCACCGGUCAUGUCACCAAUGGGCGGAAGCGGGUCUGACACUAAGGUUACAUGCCAGACUAUUAUCAUGGUUGCCUGCUCCCAUUGACCAACCGACACAGCCACAAACUACAAGCGAAAGAGAUCUUAAGGAAAUGUUGUACCACGAAGUGGCAGAUCUGCUCGAUCAGGGCCACCAGUGGGAGGUCGCUGUGGAGGUUAUUAAGGAGCUGGUUGAAGUGUACGAAGCGGAGGCACUGGGCUACGCACCAUUAGCGGACCUGCACUCACGCUUGGCCGCUUUCUACACAGCGAUGAUGCGAACAGUUCGCUCACACCCGGGGUACUUCCGGGUAGUAUACUUUGGCAAAGGCUUCCCGGACCAUCUCAGGGUUCCACAUGGCUUCGUAUACCGCGGCAACGAGUACGAGCAGCUCGGGGACUUCAAGGAGCGCCUCCUGGACGAGUGGCCCGACGCCGAAGUUCUGCCAAAAUUGGACCCGCCGGGGGAGGAGAUCACUGAGGCUGAGGGGCAGUAUUUACAAAUAAACGCCGUGGAGCCAGUAAUGGGCGACAAACUAAAGCGGUUAUCCGGCAAACCGAUAUCGGGCCAGAUCCUACAGUACUACAAACAUAAUCACGUCAACAAGUUCAUAUUCUCAAGACCAUUCCACAGACCGGAGGAGCAACUGGAGGGAUCUAAAGACGAUCUUUCUGUCAACGAGUUCGCUACGAGGUGGCUUGAGCGGACGGAGUUGGAAAUCAGUGAUAUGCUGCCUGGAAUCCUAAGAUGGUUCCCAGUAGUAAAGCAGCGAACAUUCUGGGUGUCACCAGUCGAGGCUGCAGUGGAGGCGUUAAGAGACGCGAAUCGAGCCUUAAAACAAUUGAUACUAGAAGCGCGAGCCAGUGAUGCCCCGCUGCAACCACUCACCAUGCGACUUAGCGGAAUAUUAGACCCAGCGGUACAAGGCGGCAUAGUAAACUACGAGCGCGCCUUCCUCACGCCGGCGUACGCGGAGAAGCAUCCCGACCACGCGCCGCUCCUCGCACAACUCAGGGACCUCAUCGCUGACCAGAUACCGCUGCUACAGUUUGGUCUGGAUGUCCACGGGGCGAGGAUGCCGACAGCCCUAGAGGGGCUGCAUGCACACAUGCUACAGUGUUUCCGGAGGAUACAGAACCAUGUGCACCAACGAUAUGGCCGCAAGGCGUGCGACUUCGAAUCGGAGGCGGCCGAGGUGCAGCUGCGCAUGCCGCCGCGAGACCGCGCCUACACCGACACGCACACCGACGCGCACACCGACACGCACACCGGCAACCGCGUCUCCGACAUAUCCACCGGGACAUCCACAGAUUCCGCGUCGAAAUCGAAGUUCUUCAGUUUCAACGCGGCCAUAAACCCGCUGGCCAGAAACAGCGCGGCCAGCAACUACUUUGGGACUCUCAACAGCUCACCCAAGAAAAAGGAGAGGAGACGAGCGCGGAAGAGUGAAAUCGGCACCCAAGCGAGCGGCAGCCAGUGGUACACCAGCCCUGUUGCUAAUGGGACCAGCAACCACACAAACACCAGUCACGCCAGCAACACCAGCCUCGCCUCACAAUCGGACUCGCCUCUACGCGAGCUGAGGCAAGAGAACUUUCAGUCCCAGAUGGCUGCCCGAAUUCAAAACGCUCUGGUGACGGAGCGGCCGCUGCGAGCCGAGGUGGAACAGCGGCGGAUGUCGCAGCGAGCGAGCUUGGUGUCCGCGCCGCCUUCCAAUAGGAACUCUAUGGGUACAACGGACUCAAACCAAGAAGAUGAAGAGCCGCCUCCGCUCCCAGAAAAGUCCGCCAACCGGAGCACCCUCGACAGCGACCACAACAACAACCCCGAGCCUCUACCGCCGCGCAACAACUACGACACUGUAUUGACACCUCGGGGCUCCUUCCUCUACAACUCGAUGAUGCGGAGGACGAGCACCGGCAUAUCAGCCGGACAAACACCUCCAACCCCCCCGCCCAAGAAGAAACAUCAACAACAUCACUCCUGACUUACUAGCAAAGCCAUAUUGCUGCGAAAUGUGUAACUGAUUCCGUAAGUUUCUUGUAAACUCCAUGAUGCGAAGGACGAGCACUGGCAUAUCAGCCGGGCAAACACCUCCAACGCCACCACCCAAGAAGAAACAUCAACAACAUCACUCCUGACUUACUAGCAAAGCCAUAUUGCUGCGAAAUGUGCAACUGAUUCCGUAAGUUUCUUGUAAACUCCAUGAUGCGAAGGACGAGCACCGGCAUAUCAGCCGGACAAACACCUCCAACGCCAUCACCCAAGAAGAAACAUCAACAACAUCACUCCUGACUUACUAGCAAAGCCAUAUUGCUGCGAAAUGUGUAACUGAUUCCGUAAGUUGCUUGUAAACUCCAUGAUGCGAAGGACGAGCACUGGCAUAUCAGCCGGGCAAACACCUCCAACGCCACCACCCAAGAAGAAACAUCAACAACAUCACUCCUGACUUACUAGCAAAGCCAUAUUGCUGCGAAAUGUGUAACUGAUUCCGUAAGUUGCUUGUAAACUCCAUGAUGCGAACGGACGAGCGCCGGCCAUAGACCUAGCAUUACAUAGAUGUGCUAUACGCGUGCGCCCCUCAGGAACAGAAAGUAUACAAUGCGACAAAAUUAAAAACACGUUUCAACAUUUCUGACAACAUACCAAAAACAACCUACGUAACUUGGUCGGGUUCAUUGUUACCCAUAGACAUAGUAUAUACAAGUAGUUAUAGACAUGAAACCAAGCGACCAGGGGUAAGAGAAAAACAGUUCCAUGUAUGGCAGCAUAAUCCUUUUUCUCUUUCACUCUUAUAAAUUUCUGUAUUUCGCCAUCGCCUCCUUGCUAUGAUGCUAUAACCCGACCAGGAAAAAAAUGCCCGGUUGGUGAUAAAGACAAAGCAUGCCACUAGCUGUUUUCUCUAUCUAUAGGAAUCGCAAUAAGACUAUCUUUCUCUAUCAAAGAGUGUAAGGCCCUUGUUACUCACCAUAAAAACGGUUGGCAACAAAAAAACAUCUACGUCACUUAGGACUAUUUAGAAGUAGGCAGAAAGGAAAAGUGAGACUAUAACAAGGACAAACAAUAAUAGCGCUAUCUCUGCUACUCCUAUAGAAAGUUCGGUGAAAUGGGGGAGGGGCCAUUUCCUCUCUAUAUUAUUGUACCUCUAUGGCGCCGGCAUACCAGGCAUAACAACAUAACUCCUGAUUUAGUAGGCUUAGUGGAAAAACCAUACUGUUGCGAAAUAUGUAACUGAUGGGGUUUUUUACUAUUUUAAGAUGCGACGGACCAACGCGCCCAGGUCAAGGCUCAAGAAGAAACAUCAGCAACAUAAAUCCAGCCGGGCUAGCACAUGAUUGGCGCGAGAGUAUAUCGCCGCAACAUAGACUACCCGUCCCUCUUUAAUUCACACAGUUAGUAAAAGACGGGUAGUGGUCGCGGCGAGAUACUGCCGCGCCAAUCAUGUGCUCGGCCUACUGAGUUAGUAGCAAAGCCAUAUUGUUGUGAAAUGUGUAACUGAUGCCGCGGGUUUCUUUCUUGUACAGUCAAGGGCAUAAACACACAUUCCCAAAGUUUCAAAAAUAUGUGUACGCGCUUACACCUUAGACAAUAAAGUCGUGUUCACAUAUUUUUGAGCCAUUUGUCCGGAUCGAUAUUUUUGCCUUCGACUACAGUCUUCGUACAGUCAAGGUAUUAAAUAUCUACACAAACAAAGUGCCAAAAAUAUGUUGAUACUACCUUAAUGUAUAGGAAAUAAGGUCGUGAACACUUUGUCCGUGUCAAUAUUUUAUUUAAUAUCUUGAUUGCAUUCUUGCGUAUGUAAUAAAACCAUACUGUUGCGAAAUGUGCUAUUUUGCUGACGUUCGUGACAAAAGUUCACUUUAUCAUCUAACAUAGAGCAAAACUCAGGAUUGUAUUUUUAAUUAUGCAAUCUUACAAUAUUUUGUAGCGACCGCAUUUCAGUUUCUCUUUAAUAUGUGAUUUUUCUCAAUUAAGACAAUGGCGUUGAUUAUAACAUUACCUAUUUAUAAUCCAAUUACAAUGAUUUUUCCUAAGCAGAUCAGUGAAGGUCGACCUAACAUAGGAUCUUAGACCAUGUGACGUCACAGAUGAGGUAGCACUAUGGCAAACUGUUUUGCCUAAAAACUGUUGCCUGAUAGUCUUUUACUAUCAUUAUAAAACGCUUUCAUUUUUUUGAAAAGAAAGAUUAAGUAAAUUGAAUAAGGGACAUUUAAAAAUGGGCAUUAAAAUUAAAAUGAUGAUUCGACAAGCGUAUUAAUAUUUUAAAAGUUGUGUUAAUUUAGUAAGCUACGUUACCACGACGAAAGAAAAACCUCUUGAUUAAUUACAAACAGUAAAUACUCAAUGUAGACAAAAGGAUUAUAAUGUUGAGGUAAUUGCGUCCACGGGGCAGUUGCGCUUUCUUUAGAAAUACUAGUAGAUAGGUUUAGAUGCGAGUACAUCUCGUACGCAUUUUCCCUAUCAGGACACACAGACACCGCAUUAUGAAGCGUUUACAAAGAGCACGAGAUCACCACACAUACUACGUUGCUCAUCGAGAAUAGUGGCAUAACUCAAAUUAAAACGCACUUAAUUCUAUUACGACAGAUUAGUCAGGAUUCAAUUAAAAUGUUAAAAACCACACUGCCCGGCAAAAAUCACAACGUUAGUGAAGUGAAGACGAUUCCCCGUCUGUAUACUUUUUAUGGGUGCAUUUUAAACGUAAAAUGGAGAAUUUAUAUGGUUUUUACUGGUAAGAUUUGAAAUCGAAUGGCGUUCCUUUUUUUGUGUCACUGUUAUUGAUAAGCAGAGGUGCAACUUUGCUUGUAUAAUGCUACGAAUUCGAGCAGCACAACCGAGUUGUGUUCUACACCAUUUUAUACUAGAA
Molecule: messenger RNA, 8846 nt
Organism: Cydia strobilella
Lineage: Eukaryota; Metazoa; Arthropoda; Insecta; Lepidoptera; Tortricidae
Gene: mbc
Product: dedicator of cytokinesis protein 1
Exons: 41
Coding region: 102-5966 (1954 amino acids)
Biological process (GO): myoblast fusion; small GTPase-mediated signal transduction; cell migration
Cellular component (GO): plasma membrane; cytoplasm
Molecular function (GO): guanyl-nucleotide exchange factor activity; small GTPase binding
Source: RefSeq, a predicted model, not a curated record